Acanthoscelides obtectus is the source of this 3779-nucleotide messenger RNA. The record is from the annotation of a GenBank genome assembly. NCBI's taxonomy places the organism in Eukaryota, Metazoa, Arthropoda, Insecta, Coleoptera, Chrysomelidae.
GCUCUGCGUUUGGGUCAACGAUUCUCACAUGUUUCAAUGCUGCUGCUAUAUUCAAGUCACAUAUAAAAUGUAUGAAAAAUUCCAUUCUCGGGCGCCAACCAAAAAAUCUCCUAGUCCUAGUCUCCGAUGAGAAAUGUUUACAAAUGUAAUCAACGACCUUGGCAUCCGGCUACAGCAGUUGGUUAUAGCAUAAAACGAGAUAGUUUUAAAAUAAACCAAAUUCCACACCAACCGGGAAAUCUCACACGCGGUUUUUUAGCUUGUCUAGCGCCAGUCUGAGUUUUGCUGUGAUCUGUGAUGUUCUCGAAUUGUGUCGGACGUUUGGGAUUGUUGUCCAGGCCACAUCGACAUAUACAAAGGAAAUGUGGUCUACACGGACGACCAAAUUUUACCAAAAACAACUAUAAAGCUAUCCGUGGAAAUUUUGGAUAUUUGGAGGAACAGCACAUUCAGUUUUUCCAAAAAUUACUGGGCUAUGAUAGAAUACUCACAGAUCUUUCCGACCUUGAACAGUACAAUGUGGACCGGUAUUGUCAAGUAAGAGGUUGUAGCCAAAUAGUCCUGAAACCUAAAACAACCGAAGAAGUGUCACAGAUCUUGUCAUUUUGUAAUGAAAACAGAUUAGCAAUAUGUCUACAAGGUGGAAACACAGACGUUGUAGGAGCAUCUGUACCAGUAUUCGAUGAAAUCGUUGUUUCAACAGAGCUGAUGAAUGAAAUUAUUGAUCUAGAUGAAAAUUCAGGUGUUAUUAUAUGUCAAGCAGGCUGUGUAUUGGAAAAUAUUGAUAAAAAAUUAGAAGGUAGCGGCCUUAUGGUCCCCUUAGAUCUGGGCGCGAAAGGCUCAUGUCAUAUUGGAGGAAAUGUAGCAACCAAUGCUGGAGGACUCAGGUUGUUACGAUAUGGAAACUUGCAUGGUAACGUUCUUGGUUUAGAAGUGGUCAAAGCAAAUGGAGAGGUAAUAGACUGUCUCAGUACAUUGAAAAAAGAUAAUACCGGGUUUCAUUUGAAACAUUUGUUCAUCGGAUCCGAAGGAACGUUAGGAUUUAUAACAAAAGUAUCUCUACAGUGUCCCCCUAGAGCUAGGAGUAUAAAUGUUGCGUUUCUAGGUCUACAAAACUUCGACAAAGUUCUAAAAACAUUCCGAAAGGCCAAAGAGGACCUGUGCGAAAUCCUUUCAGCAUUCGAAGUGAUAGAUUCUACGUCAAUGGAAUUUGCCAAAGAAACCGUAGGGAUAACAUCGCCAAUAGGAGACUAUCCAUACUAUCUUCUAAUCGAAACAUCUGGCAGCAACCCUGAACAUGACGCCGAUAAGCUUUACAAAUUUUUGGAUUUGGUAUUGGUGAAACAUCUUGCUCUGAAUGGUACACUAGCAACAGAGCCUGCAAAAGUGAAUGCGAUAUGGGCAAUAAGAGAAAAAAUUCCAGAGGGCUUUAAACAUUCAAGUGUGUUGUGUUAUGAUUUUUCUUUACCUUUGAGCAAGUAUUUUGACUUAGUCGAAGACAUGAGGAACCACAUGGGAAGUCUUGCUAAAAAAGUUUUCGGAUUCGGCCACUUAGGUACAGAUAUCUAUUAACUGAUAACAAAUGAAAGAGAGAGAAGUAGUUUUGCGGAAACUUGGGUGAAAAAACAAAGGGCAAUCGUAGGCAUGUGCGCAAUAACGAAUCAGGAGCAGAAAUAGAAGGAUUGGUAACUCGAGCGAUCGACGUUUUUGCUUAUUGGCUUCAUCGGCAACACCGAAGUGAAAACAUAUGCCGAUCACAUCUGGAUACGGGUGUAUCCUGGAGGAAAUCAAGGAUGGAAAAAGAAAUAAGCACAUCUGUGGCUUUGGUUAGAAGACCUUGGCUUACAAGACAUCAACCACUGAGACCUACCCGCCGCGCCGUGGUACUUCAAUCCCAUGAGAAAAUACAAAGAAAGACAAGUAGUUUUGCUGAAACUUAGAUGAAAAUAUAAAAGACAAUCGUGAGGAUCAUUUCACUUCGGUGUUUCCUAUACACAUCCCCCUGGGCCUGAAUAAGCAAAAACGUACGUCGCUCGGGUUACCAAUCCUUUUAUUCAUGCUCCUAUCCCUUUAGUGCAAACGUACCCACGACUGUUCUUUGUUUUUUCAUAAGAAGUGCGUCGGUUAUCUUAAAUUGACCUAAUUGACCAACCGAAAAUGCAAGUGUAAUUGCUAGCAGUCGUGUCAAGAGAUAACUGAAUUUAUUCUCCUAGUAUUUUCUUAACAUGUUUCGCUAUAAGGGUUUAGCCCUGUGGCGUAGUCAGGUCAGUACUAUAUCUGAGGCGGUAACGCCGGGUUUUCAUACAUAUACUUGCAGUAUUAUUUUUGUCAGCUUAUGUAACACAUCUCAGAGUUUCGAACGUUCUUUAGUUCAAUUCUAGGUACAAUAUUGUAAAGCGCUGAUGAAAUCAAGUUGGUAACAUUUGGAAUUUUGAUUUCUGUCACAUAAACUGAUAAUGUUUCAAUGGAAAUGUUUAACUGAAAAACCAAAAUACUAGCAGUUAAUCUAUUUUUCCAAUUAAUAAGCACCAUUCAAGCUCAAAAGGUGUUGAUAUUGAUUAAAUACAAAAUAAUUAAAAAAUUCGAGUCUGGCCCAUUAAUUUUCAACCGUUUGGCUAGUCACACAAAAUUUCAUUGAAAUCGGUUAAAUAAUGCCUACGUUAUGUGAUACUGAAUAUGAUAAAAUUGAUAAAUAACCCUGUACAUCCGUAAAAACUAAGUUUAGGACUUUUUCAUUUUCUGACGUGAAAAUAUCUCGGUCCAUACUACCUACCUGGUAUUACACUAUGUCCAAUUUACCUACUACCUCCGAAAUCUAUACCCGUGAAAUAACAAAUAAAGACAUAAAUAUUGUAUAUCACAAUUACUGUACAUGCACGUUUGACCUGGAAUCGUUCACUAUUCACUCAAACAACAAGGUGGUGGUUCUGGUACAAGAUAAGAAAGAACUGAAAAACACCUUACAGCAAGCGGACUCCUCCAACUCAACUUUAUCGACGGCAUAGUAAUUUUAAUCAAGAAGUUAUAUAAACUACUAUUUUGAAUUCAGAAUUGACUAACAAUGCCGUAAUAACCAAAACAAAAAUUCACUCUCCAAUAAGCAAUUGCUUUUUGGAAUCAGCAUCAACCAUGGGUCUGGGGAGGAUAAUUACCACUAUUACCCCACUUGGCUACGCGCAUGUAUGGUGCAAGAAACUAGCAAAACCGCUCGAUCAUGGGUUAUUGUAGGAGGCAGAUUUCCAUGUAGCCAGAAUAUCAGAUGACAUCAUACCAUGUAUGUGAUGUUAUUGCUUAGUUGUUCUAUACCUUUUAGGUGACGGCAAUCUUCAUCUCCAAAUAGAAGUGAACGAGAUGAGCAAAGAGGUCAGAGAUCACGUUGAACCGAAUGUCUUCGAGAGAGUGAAGCAAAUGAAUGGUAGUAUCAGCGCUGAACACGGAAUGGGAUUUUUGAAAGCCAACUAUUUGAGUUUUGCAAAUCCACCCAGCAAAGUGGAAAUGAUGCGGAAUUUGAAAAGUAUGCUCGACCCAAAAGGGAUUUUGAAUCCUUACAAAGUGUUUCCUUGGACAUACUCGUAAAAUGUAUGUUUUGUUUGUUUGAAAAUAAAGUCAUUAUGAUUACAAAUCAGGAAAAUUCCUCCAUUUAUAUACUUGUAUAAUUAAUAAUAAAAAAUGAGAAUUCUAGAUUUAAAAUAAAUGCGAUUGAUUGUCUGAUGUGUUUGAAAAAUUCACUGUAUAUGUUAUUAUAAUUUAUAUAUUGAUUAAAAACUAUUGUUAUAAAA